This is a messenger RNA of Lactuca saligna, 468 nucleotides long. NCBI's taxonomy places the organism in Eukaryota, Viridiplantae, Streptophyta, Magnoliopsida, Asterales, Asteraceae. The record is from the annotation of a GenBank genome assembly.
AUGCGUGUCUUCCUCAAUCCCCCACCAGAUAAAGCCUCAGCAUACUACAGGGUAUCGGCGCUUUUCCUAGAGCUGCUUAAACUCAAAAUCAAUCAUCGUAAACUUCAUCGGGGGAUAAAGACGAGCAUUCUGCACUUAAAGCGGAGUGACGGAGGUAACUAUUCCAAUUCCAAUUCCAAUCUUGUUGACUCUGAAUCAGGCGAUGAUUCCAAUGAGAGUGAGCGUUGCUCAUCGAAAAAUGACCUGACCGCUUCGAGUUCUGAACAAAGUAUAACUCAGAUUCUGAAACGCAUCAUCUUACCAUGGAAGAAGAGGAAAUUAAAUUUCAAAUCACCACCGAUGGGCGAACCGUUGUUAAAGAAAGAUUACGGUGAAGAAGGUGGAGAUGAUAUUGACUUUGACCGGCGACAACUCAGCUCCAAUGAGUCUCUAGUUAACCUACCUUCAGGUAAUUCUUCCGGCUUCUGA